CUAUGACGUAUAGUCUAUAGAUCAACUAUAGAUGUAGUUUUUAUUGAACAUACAAAUGUACUGUUUGUUUUCAUAUAAUAAUAUAGGAAAAUUGUUGAAGAUAUUACUGUUUGUUCAUUCGGAGGAGGAUUAAUAAUCUCGAGUUAAGUUUUGAGAGUAUUCUUGUGGUACUGUGGAUAUAUCAUCAUGGCAGACAUUGAAGAAAAAGUUAUAAUGACUCCUAAGAGUAAAACACCAACUUCUACUGUAUUAAUAGUUGAAAGGAAGGUCAUAGAGCCAGCACCUAGUGAUAAAAUACAUGUUGCUGGAGGUGAUCAUACAGGAAUCAUAAUAAAUAAGGAAAAAGUUUAUGAAAACGGUGUGACAGAACCAUGUCAUGCUCAACUAGAGUUCUGUGUUUAUUUGGUAUCUGCGGUAACUGGGAAUCAUACACGGGAAGCAAGAGCACUUAGAUUUUGGUUCAAGCCAGAAGUGACUCAAAAUGAGUGUCCGCACCAAGCUCAAGCCUUCUUCCGUGAAUUAGUCAGUCCACAGGACUUUCCUAAAGAUUAUGUCGGGUUCAUAAAGAAGAUUAUAAAAUUAAUGCAAAAUAAAUAUCAUCAAUUAAAACUUCUAGAAGUUGAGCUAAGACAAGAAGAAACUGGCCCACCACCCCCAGAAGCAAAUGGUGAUAUAACGAGUAAGGCAAUUAUAUACAAGUAUUAUAAUGGUUCUUUCAUCGAAGACAGCAUUGUGAACCAAACAGUUAUAUCGGAGCAAAAAGUACUUGAUAUGAUUGAAAAUGCGUACCCCAAUCCACUAUCAGUUGAAGAUUUUGUAACUGCUGGAAAAUGGUCAAAGGCUGAAGUAAAAGACGCCCUUGAGUCCUUAGAAGAAAAAGGUUUAACUCGGUUAAUGUCUGAUGGUAUUUAUGUCCGUCAACACAGCAUUGAUACUCAAGUUGUGAAACAAAUGCCUACAUUGUGUUCAUCCCGACAACCGACCAUAGCGGUGGUGACGGCCCUUUACUGUGAGAAACAAGCUGUCGACGCUAUGAUGGACAAUCAAGAGACAUACGUCCGGUAUACAACUGUCGGCGAAUCAAAUGUCUACACAUUGGGGACCAUUGGCACCCAUCGAGUUGUCACCACUAAAUUGCCGUCGGUCGGCCGGACUAGAGAAGCAAUGACGGCGGCUGGAAACACCACAACCAGACUUCUUGGCAUUUUCCAGAAAGUGGACUACGUGUUUCUAGUCGGAGUGGGUGGAGGAGUUCCUCAUUACACAGACUAUUCGAAACACGUGAGGCUCGGUGACGUUGUUGUCUCAACGCCUGCGUCGGAUUUGCAAGAUAAAUAUGUAUACAUAUUUUGCGAGAAAGCAGAACGCAACGACAAGGGCGGGUAUGACUAUGAGGUGAAACCAUAUAAGCCAGCGGAUUACCUCUUGCAGGACAUCGCUCUGCGUCUCGUGAAUACAUCUGCUUCAUGGACUACUUACGUUAACGAAGGUUUACAACGUCUGAGGGGUGUUCCCGGAAGGUGGGAACCCCCGGAAGAAGCGACUGACCGCUUGUGCGUGGACGUCGGCGGCGGUGCCUUCAUAGAAGUUGCCCACCCGGUUCCACAGGGCGAUAAAACAACGAACGUCGCGGUGGGGCGCGCGGCGCGCGUGCACUGCGCGCCGGUGGCGGGCGGGCGCGCGGUGGCGGGCGCGGGCGAGGCGCGCGCCGCCUUCGCCGCGCACGCGCGCGCGCUCGCCUACGACUGCGAGCUCGACGCCGUGCUCGACAGCGUCGUCGGCAACUGCAAGGACUGCUUCGUAUCCAUCAGGGGUAUAUCUGACUACCGUGACGGUACUCGUGGUAAGGAAUGGCAACCCCACGCUGCUUUAGCGGCAGCGGCUGUAAUGAAGGCGAUCAUAAUGGCACUGGCGCCUCCCACAGACUAAACGAGGGAAAAUAAUAAUAACUCAUUACAAUUUGGGCCUUAAUACGUGAUAAAAAAUGUUUAUUAAAAAUAGAUCUUCAAACGUAUAACCCAUUAAA
Melitaea cinxia (Glanville fritillary) is the source of this 2026-nucleotide messenger RNA. RefSeq lists its product as uncharacterized. The transcript is spliced from 14 exons. Gene Ontology annotation, molecular function: catalytic activity. The record is from RefSeq and is a predicted model, not a curated record. The coding region runs from base 187 to 1929 and encodes 580 amino acids. Gene Ontology annotation, biological process: nucleoside metabolic process. NCBI's taxonomy places the organism in Eukaryota, Metazoa, Arthropoda, Insecta, Lepidoptera, Nymphalidae.